AUGUCAUCCUCUUCAUUAACGCUCGUUCAACUUCAACUUUAUCGUUAUGGACUUCUCACAAUCGUAAUUUUUGGUAAUAUUGGAAACGUAUUCAUUAUGUUUCUUUUCAAAAACCACUGGAAGAAUCCAUGUGCAAUGUAUCUGAUGAGUGCAGCUGUGACAAAUAUACUUUUGCUUACAUUCAACAUUCCCAUGGUACUCUACAGUUUUGAUUAUGGUGACCCAGCCUCAGACUCGAUGGUACUAUGCAAAUUACGCCCGUAUUUAAGUAAUGUCUGGAGUCAAAUGGGAAGAUAUUUUGUUGCACUAGCGUGCAUCGAUCGUUUGCGAACAUUUAGUCGAUUAUCAACAGCACGAUAUCUUAUUGUUAUAAUGACUAUUGUUUGGUCUAUUGCCGCUGGUCAUUCACUAGUAAUGACAACAAUUAUAGAUGGACGUUGUGGCAUGAAUAAACUCUAUUCCACUAUUUACACUAUUUAUAUAUUGGUCUUUACGUCUUUGAUUCCGCCUGUAACCAUGACUAUCUUUGGAUAUUUGACCUAUCGAAUUAUGAAACAAUUACGUACACGUAUACAACCAAUUCGAAAUGAUGAUGUAAGUGGUCGUCAAAGUUUUGGCAUUGCUAGUCGAGAUCGACAAUUAUUGACAAUGGUAAUUACAGAAAUCUUAGUAUAUGUCCGGUGA
Messenger RNA from Adineta steineri, 684 nucleotides. The record is from the annotation of a GenBank genome assembly. Lineage: Eukaryota; Metazoa; Rotifera; Eurotatoria; Adinetida; Adinetidae.